AGUAGUCUCUUCGUACAGUAUAUACCAGUGCCACAUAUUACGUCGUUCCCGAAUUCCGUCACUGCAUCCGGCACGAUGGAGCGGAUCGACGCCCUGAAGGCCCGCAGGGGCAAGCUCGCCGACGAUCCCUGCCUGAGGCGGCUCCGUAACCGGCGGCUCAUCGUCUCCCUCUAUCUCCAGGGAUUCCAGCCCGCCCACGACUGGAUGCUCCGCGAGACGGAUUUGUUCAUGAGCGGCCGGCAUCUGCAGCAGCUGGUGGCCUGCGGCCAGUGGAGGCAAGCCCUCGACUACAUCCGGCGCUUCCUGCCGCCGGCCAUAGGGGGCGUCGAGGCCCGCACCCUCUCUCUCUUCCUCCACGCCUUCUGGGCCGUGGACAACGCCGCCGCCUGCUCGAUGGGCGCCCCCGUCACCACCGCCGUGUACAACCACGACGUCCGCAUCCUGACCACCAUGUGCGCUAGCAACGUCAAGCUCUCUUCCAUCCUCAACAAGAUACACCACUCGCCCAAAUUCAGGGCAUCCCUGGACUGGAAACUGGUAAGGGAGAAGGCAUCGCUGAUUGCUGAUGACUUGGCGCUUGAUUCUCCAGAGUUGAGACGCAGGUUGCUACUGCCCCGCGACUUGCUUCCCAUCGGUCCCUGUCAUCGAAGGCACCACUUGAAGAAACAAGCCCUGCGGCCAGCAUCAUCUGCUAUUGCCAAGUGGUAUCUCAACAGGAAGAAGAGCCUGCCUUCUUUAACCCCAGUUAUCGGUUUGAACUCUGAGGGACAAAACCGGGUGGUGGAUCUUAUUGAGGAGUGUUUAAAAGCUGGUACAGUUAUGGAGCUCGAUCAAGGGCACCUACUUCAGUCAAGUGCGAUGGCAGGUGCUUUUAUUACUCCAUUCUCACAGACCAUGUUUGGUACGACAGGUCCUACUAAAAUCAGUGAAACUUCAUUCGUGACAAAUGCAGGUGCUCCAACUUUCACAGGUGAUUCAGUCUCACGGCCUGCUAAAAUCCCUUGGAUCAUAUCUUCCACAAAUGCAGGUAAAUGAACUGAACACUCUCAACCGUUUUCAUACCAUAUAGAAAGUCCAUCUGCGCAUAUUGAUACCUGAAAUUCUUAGUUGUCGCCUGGCAGAGAAACUCCAGCACCGAUAGUAAUAUUCCGCCUGCCAUGUUUUAUAACUCAGCAGGUUGAUAUAUAUAUCUGUUCUCGUCAUACCUCUUGGUUUCUAUGGCAAACUAUUUCCCAAAACCGCGGAAUUUUCCGCCUCUUGCAUUUAUCAGCUGCUUUCUUUUUUCUACUUGUUUUAUGCCCACAAUAGUUGCAGGAUUGCACUGGCAUCUUGUAACGCCCCGAGACCGAUGCUCGAGAAGACUUCCGGCUAUUCCGAGUUUCGCCGUGUGCUUUAUUUGCUUUUGUGCAUUUCAUCAUGUCAUCAUGUGCAUGGUGUGAUUUCUCAUACAUAUUAUGUUGUUGCAUGUUCCAUGCAUGAAUCUCGCAUCACCCACCUUUUCCUUCCCUCUACUUCCUUCUUUUGACAAGUGCCAUUUUCCCCUUCUCCUUUAAUGUUCACCUUCUCCCAAAUAGUCAAACUUAUUGCCCUAAACCCCACCGCCAAAUUUCACCUCUUUUGGGAAUGUUUUGGUUAGGUUUUAAAAUGGCUCAAGUUUGAAUUUAGUUCAAACUUGAAUUAUUUUUCUUCCUCUAAAAAUUGCCAAACCAAUUUAUUCAAAUUCUGCAUAUUCUCAAGACUCCAGGGAUAUUUUCUUUUCUGAAAUAUUCCACCUCUAGCACCUCUUUCUUUUCUCCUAAAUUCUGGUUGAAGAAUUAAGGAAAAGAAAAGAGAGAUGGAGAAGCCAGCCCAACUGGGCCUCCCAGCUACCGCAGCUCGGCCCAGCCACCCGCGCAGCCAGACCGGCCCAAGGCCUAGGCCCAGCAGCGCCCCCCUCUAACCCUAGUUUCCCGAUCCCCUCAUCUCUCCCUCCCUUCGUCCUCUUCCAGCGCCGCCAGUCACCCAUCGUCCGAUCCCAUCGCCUCUCCUGCUCGAUCCCAUCGCUCUCCCGCGACCCCGAGCUCCCUGCAGUCCGAGCGCCACGAGGAGGAGCCCCUUGAGCACCGGCCGCCGUCGCCAGUCUUCGCCGUGCCCCUGCUGCCUUCCUUCCCCGCGCCUCCUCCUCGCCAACUCCCUGUCGCCGAGCGUCGAGGAGAGGAGCCCCUCGAGCACCGGCCGCGCGCCGCGCGCCCAACCUCCUCUUCGCCCGCCUCCUCGUCUGUCCGUCGCCGCCGCGGCGCGGGCCCCGCCUGACGGAUCCCCGAGCAGUCUUCCGGCGCCGCGCCUCCCCGUCACCCGCGUCUCCUCGCGCUGGCCCUGGCCAGCCGGCCACCGGAGCCUCGCCGACGCCCCGUCCUCGCCUCUCCACACGCUCGCCAGGUCCCCGUGCCGAGCCGGCCCUACAGCCCCGUCCCCGGCCUCCGACGACUCGCCGCGCCCGCCAAGUUCCUGCGUGAGCCUCCUCUGCUCGCUCGCGUGGGCCGCAGCGGCUGCAAGGCCGGUCGUAGUCAGCCAGCCUCGCCUCUGCUCCGAAACCAGGAUCGUCAAGGUCAUCUUCGAGAAUUUUCGCCAAGUACCACGACAUUCGGAGCCCCUUGGAAACGUCAAGUUCGACUACAAAACGUCAAA
This is a messenger RNA of Triticum aestivum (bread wheat), 2667 nucleotides long. RefSeq lists its product as uncharacterized. The transcript has 10 exons. The record is from RefSeq and is a predicted model, not a curated record. NCBI's taxonomy places the organism in Eukaryota, Viridiplantae, Streptophyta, Magnoliopsida, Poales, Poaceae. The coding region runs from base 76 to 1035 and encodes 319 amino acids.